Messenger RNA from Gambusia affinis (western mosquitofish), 1618 nucleotides. RefSeq names its product bloodthirsty-related gene family, member 2 (gene btr02). The coding region runs from base 188 to 1510 and encodes 440 amino acids. The transcript has 8 exons. The record is from RefSeq and is a predicted model, not a curated record. Lineage: Eukaryota; Metazoa; Chordata; Actinopteri; Cyprinodontiformes; Poeciliidae. Gene Ontology annotation, molecular function: protein binding.
GAUAACACUCAUGGCUGAGCACACCUGUCCAGAACAAAAAGGUGAAGUAUUUUUCUGUUCUUACCUGAAUUUAACGAAGUUUCUCUGUGGAAAAGUUUGCUUUGUGGAAAAGACAAGAGUGCGAAAAUUCUCAGUUAAUCUAUCUGAACCAAGAUCACAGAAAACGUGAAAACCAUUGGGAGUGACAAUGAGCACCAAGGAAGAGAAGACAGUCAAAGGGAUGACAGAUUCUUCCAUCUGCCUCCUCCCCGAGAAGCACUUUUUGUGCCUUCUCUGCAAAGACAUCUUCACCAACCCAGUGACCAUCCCCUGUGGACACAGCUUCUGCUUGUCUUGUCUCAGCCAGUUCUGGACUCAACGCCAAUCCAAAUACUGUCCUGACUGUAGAAGAUUGUUUGCCAAAGCGCCUGACCUCAGUGUCAACCAUAUUUUGGCAGAUAUUUCCGAAAAUUAUAGAACAGCACGACCUCAGAAACCACUGGAAGAAGAGAAGGUUAUAGACGUUAAGCAAAUGAUCAAGGACAGGCUGCAGAAAAUAGAGAGGCUAAAAUAUUCUCUGGAUGUCCAAAAGAGUUCUUACCUGCGUGAGGUGCGUGAGAGUCAAAAGAUCUUCUCGGCCCUGGUGUGUGCUAUGGAGGAAACUCAUAAAGCUGUUGUCACUGCAAUUGAAAAGAAACAAAAGGAGCAAGAGCAAAUAGUGCAAACACUGAUAAAAGACAUCAAGGAAGAGAUUGAGCAGCUGAGGAACCACAUGAAUCAACCCGAUCCUCAGGUUUUUGAUCAAAAUGACGACAUGAAGCAGGUCGUCUCACCCACUAACAUGAAGGACUGGUCCAAGGUCAGCAUUGAAACAGAUCCUUGUGUUGGAGUCACAAGAAGAGCAAUGUCAGACAUCUUGGAAAAAAUUAAAUUAGAAGUCAACAGGCUUUCCAAAGCUGAACUAAGAAGACUUGAGAAGUAUACAGUGGAGGUGAACCUAAGUGGAAAGACGGCACACCCUUUCCUUUCUGUCUCAGAUGAUCGGAAACGAGUGAGGCACACCGACAAGCUUCAGGAGGUUCCGGAUCAUCCCACACGCUUUGACCGUGUGGCCAAUGUACUGGCCAAGGAAGGCUUCAGUAGUGGGAGGUGCUACUGGGAGGUGGAGGUUGGUGACAAGAUUGAGUGGAACCUGGGCGUUGCCAGACAGUCCAUAAACAGGAAGGGCAAGUUCACUGUUUGCCCGGCCAAUGGUUUCUGGACUUUGAGCCUGAAGAGUGGAGGCCAGUAUGUUGCCAACACCUCUCCGGUCACCUUUGUGGCUCUUGAGCAGCGGCCUAGAACCGUGGCAGUGUUUCUGGAUUAUGCCGAAGGCCGUGUGUCCUUCUACUGUGCCGAAUCAGGAGUGCACAUUUACACCUUCACGGAUAGGUUUAAAGACCAGCUUCACCCAAUUUUCAGUCCUGGACGUCUGCAUGGUGGCAAGAACACAGGUCCACUGAUCAUCACUUCAAGCUUCUGCAGCAUUUGAGCCUCUGUGUUUGACGUUCCCUCUUAGUAUUUAUUUGAUUCUGUCUAAUUUAUUAAAUGAGAUGUAUAUUGUACAAUCUUCAAUAAACCACAUAUUAUUCUGUGAAAA